GAGAGAGAGCAAGAGAGAGAGAGAGAGAGAGAGAGAGAGAGAGAGAGAGAGAGAGAUUAGAUUAGGUUACUUUCUAACUCUUUAGGGAAAGAAGGAAAUAAAGGAUGGAAGGAAGAAUGUCCUGCACACCUUCAGCAGUUUCUGGAUCGUGAUUGGUUUAUUCUGUGAAACUUCAGGUGGCAACGAAACAGGGCUGAGAUUUUGUGCGGGGAGGACAGAGGAAGCCGAGAAACAGUUUAAUAUGCUGCUGGAACUUUUCUUCAUCCUUUAUCUUCUUCAGAGUCAGGUGCUGACCUCUGGCUCUUCCUCCUCUUCUUCUGAGACACACGAAAGCAGUCAAAGGGAUGAACAACACAGCAAAGGUUCCUCUCAUCAGCAUCACUGGGGUUACCAUGAUCAGGAUGGGUGGUUAUCUUCAUUUGAAGACUGUGGUGGAAAAUCCCAGUCUCCCAUUAACAUAAACACUGGUGAGGUGAAGUACGAUCCCAGACUCUCUCUUAUUAAACUGGAGGGUUAUGAUCUGACAGACAAAUCUCCUCUUUCACUCCUUAACAAUGGGCAUACACUGCAGCUGUCUCUGCCGAACAGCAUGCGUAUUGUGAGAGGAUUUGAUCAUAUUUAUGUCGCAGCCCAGCUUCAUUUUCACUGGGGAACUGUAGAGAUCCCGGGAUCAGAGCACACUAUAGAUAACAUUCAUUUCCCGGCUGAGAUCCAUGUGGUUCAUUAUAACUCCAAAUACUCAAAUCUUUCUGAGGCCGCUACUAAAGCAGAUGGACUGGCUGUGUUAGGAGGAUUUAUAGGUAUUGGUCUUCAUGAAAAUGAAAACUAUGAGAAGAUCUUGUCUGCUUUAACAAACAUCAGCAGUGAAGAGUCAUACACCGAGAUUCCUGGUUUUAACGUCCGGCAUCUUCUGCCAAACAGUUUGGAGAGGUUUUAUAGAUACAAGGGAUCCCUCACGACCCCUCCGUGCUUUCAGACAGUCAGCUGGACUCUGUUCAAUGAUACUGUCAGAGUGUCAAGAAGACAGCUAGCGGCUUUGGAGGACACACUGAAAACAGAGCACAGCAAACUCUUAUCCAAAAACUUCAGAGCACCACAACUUCUGCAUGGCCGAAAAGUCCUGACGUCUUUCCACACAGUACCCUCUGCAGGGAAUGCCAGAGGAGUCCCGCUGUCUGAAACACAAGACCUUAAUACAAAGGAAUCUAGUGAAACUCAAGAUGCACUCUCAAAAGGUGAUAUUUUGGCUAUUGUCUUUGGUGUUCUGUUCGCAGUCACACUGCUGGCCUUCUCCGUGUACACAUAUCAACAACGAAAAAAAUACACAAAGUUUAAAAGAGACUCAAAGCAAAACGUUAUUUAUAAACCAGCUGUUAAAGAAGAGGCAUAACAAAUUUAUUAUGUGUGAGGACAGCAUGACCUGAAGUUUUUUUCACAGAGACAGACCUGCAGUGCUGUGCUCUUGUGUGAGGUUUUGAACUGAAAUUAAAAACAAAAAACAAAAAAACUAUUUAAUAGCAUAUUGAUCAAAUCAUUGAUCAAUGAUUUCUCGUUUUUAGAAAAACAGGUCUUUGAUGUUAAAAUUAUAUUGUAAGUUUAAAUGAUCAAGUUAUACUUUGUUAAUGAGAAAAAAAUGUAUUAACAAUAUUACAUAACAAUAUGUUCACCCAAAAAUAAUGUUUGUCUAAAACCACAACCACCUAGUCACAGUUGUAAGAGUAACGUAACACAAACAGACACUGUCAGUUGUUAUUAUUAUAUGCAUCUUUAAUGGUUGUUUUCUGUUUAUUUGCUGUUAAAAAUUCACUUGUUUCUUGUAUGUUCACCAUAAUUUGUUGCAGUGUUCCUGUAGUUGUUGAUUUAACAUGUAAGUUGCACUUUUUAAAGUCCAUUGCAAGCAAUUGAAAAAAUAUACUGAUCUUAGGAAAACUUUAGUAGACACGAUAUUAGAGAUAUUAAAGAUAUUAAGAUUCAUUCACAUUCUAGCAAUUAGCAGUGACGUGAUCACAGUUACUUUUUUAUAGACAAACCCAGACCUAAAAUGGGUGCUGUCAAAGAGAAGGAUGAAAAGAUAUUCAAACACUUCCAUCUACUUUACAUUUAAUUUACAUUUUGUAGUGGUGUCCGAAACCUGAGUGAACAACUUUAUUUCCUACAUUCGUUCAAUACUCACAAUGCACUCUGUCUUUGAGUGUACAAUUGAUGUACUCUUGCUCUCUGACUAUUUCCCAUGAUACAACGUGAGACGAAUGUUUAACUGGAAUCAAGGAUACUGACAGUAAACAAACUACACAUUUACGUUUAUACACUUUGGUUAAUUCUUGUUGUUGGUUAUUUUCUACUUUUUAAAAAAAUAAACAAAUUAAAAAUAAAUACGAUACCUUUUAUUUAAAAUAUAAUACACAUUUUUAAAUCUCUUCACAUCCUAGCGAAACCCACCAGUUUUCUACGCUUAACAGACUGUAUUAGAAAUAUUGGUGACUGGAUUGCAAAUAACUGCCUUUUUCUAAACUCUAAGACAGAGAUACUUAUUAUUGAACCGAAU
Molecule: messenger RNA, 2545 nt
Organism: Paramisgurnus dabryanus
Lineage: Eukaryota; Metazoa; Chordata; Actinopteri; Cypriniformes; Cobitidae
Source: RefSeq, a predicted model, not a curated record